Messenger RNA from Chelonus insularis, 4736 nucleotides. It is a transcript of the gene fray, whose product is annotated as frayed. Gene Ontology annotation, biological process: activation of protein kinase activity; protein export from nucleus; protein phosphorylation. The coding region runs from base 745 to 2712 and encodes 655 amino acids. Gene Ontology annotation, molecular function: protein serine/threonine kinase activator activity; protein serine/threonine kinase activity; ATP binding. The transcript has 11 exons. Gene Ontology annotation, cellular component: serine/threonine protein kinase complex. NCBI's taxonomy places the organism in Eukaryota, Metazoa, Arthropoda, Insecta, Hymenoptera, Braconidae. The record is from RefSeq and is a predicted model, not a curated record.
UAGAUGUUUAUAGCAUCGAGAAGGAUAAUUGAGUUUGAAUACGAUUUGAAAAUGGAAAAACAAGGAGAAGCUCUCUGGAGGACAAUGUAAUCGUGUGGAAGAUCAUAACAGUGAGGAAGACUGACAAAUAUGUGAAGAUCACCCGAGACUUUUGCGUUCAUAAGUGCAUUAUUUCUCGUGUGCGUAUUAUACAUAUAUGAAGAUGUUAGCAUAUACAAGCAGCAUGAGUACGUAGAUGCGUGAUAGGUAGUUAUCCAAUUGACAGUGCCCCCGUCUGACAUAGUUCAGUCACUGGCGAACUCAGGAUCAUCUGACAUCUCUUAGUAUCAAGUUGUUACCAAAUUUCAGUGCUUUUACUAAUUAUUUACCAUGACAAACAAUACUUGUCAUUAAUUUUUAUGAGAAAAAUUUGAAAUUUUCUUUGAUAAAUUAGUGAUCAAAUUCAUCGUCAAGCUGUUUAGUAAAUUGACAGAAGUCAAUAUCCUUAAAUUAUCGAAAAGUUUUGUAUACAGUUCAUGUUGUGAGAUUUAUUUAUAUAUUUAAAAGCACACGUUGUUUGUGAAUAAACAAUUGUAAAUGUGGAUAAAAAAAAAUAAACCAAAUGUUAUUAUUUAUAUAUUGAAGCAAACUUAUAAAAGCAAUUAUUUCAGUUGUGAUUGCAGACUGUGAAAUAUUCUUUUGAUGACAGUGGAACAUGGAGGUUUUAAGUUUUUCGGACAAUUACGAUUGAAAUGUGUAUAAACAAUGCUCGAAAUGCCUGCUGAUUUUUAUUCAAAUUUAACUUCCAAAUCUUCACCUAGAAGACUUGUAAGCAAAAUGAGACAACGUAAGAAUGGAGAAUUGACCUCAAAAGAUCCUGUCUCUUCAGUGUCGGAAGAGCAACUUAAGUUUCAAGACGCAAGGUUUUUUACAAACUUUGUCCUUGGUAGGAGUAGGAUCAUCUCGCCAGACGUGAUACCGUCUUGUUCACCGGGUAUAUUUCGACAGAAGUCAUUCCGUUCUUCAUCGACUACGACAAAGACAGUGAAUGAAACACCUGUCUCUAGUAAUCAGUAUAGUUGUAUUGGACCAAAUAAACAGAGUAGCAGCAACGUAACGACCAACAAUCACACUUACCCCAACAAUUCAUCACCAAGUGGAGGAGGAGGUAUUCUUCAUUGGGGUAUUCGUAGCACUGGCAAGCACACACGUCUUGGCACGGUCCUGGCCAAUAAAAUGGCGUCUGCGAGCUCGACAGCGGUUGUUCAGGGCUGGCCCAAUACCAAAGACGAUUAUGAAUUAAAAGAGGUUAUAGGUGUUGGAGCAACUGCAGUAGUUCAUGCAGCCUUUUGUAUUCCUCGUCAAGAAAAAUGUGCCAUAAAACGCAUAAACUUGGAAAAAUGGAAUACCAGUAUGGACGAACUGUUGAAAGAAAUCCAGGCUAUGUCCUCAUGCAAUCACGAGAAUGUAGUAACAUAUUAUACUUCAUUCGUCGUAAAAGAAGAAUUGUGGCUCGUUUUGAGACUGUUAGAAGGCGGAUCACUUCUUGAUAUCAUCAAACAUAAAACCAGGACAACUAAUUGUAAACAUGGGGUUUUUGAUGAAGCUACAAUUGCUACAGUACUUCGAGAAGUGCUCAAAGGCCUGGAAUACUUUCAUAGUAACGGACAAAUUCAUAGGGAUAUAAAGGCUGGUAAUAUUCUUCUGGGUGAAGAUGGAACUGUUCAAAUAGCAGACUUCGGAGUAAGUGCCUGGUUAGCGACAGGACGAGACUUGAGUAGACAAAAAGUACGGCAUACUUUUGUGGGUACACCCUGCUGGAUGGCACCUGAAGUCAUGGAGCAGGUGAGAGAGGAUCACGGAUAUGAUUUUAAAGCUGACAUAUGGUCGUUGGGUAUUACUGCAAUCGAAAUGGCAAGUGGUACUGCUCCUUAUCAUAAAUACCCCCCAAUGAAGGUAUUAAUGCUUACGUUACAAAACGAUCCGCCGACAUUAGAUACAGCGGCAGAUGAAAAAGAUCAAUACAAAGCUUAUGGAAAAACAUUUCGUAAAAUGAUUGUAGACUGUUUACAAAAAGAUCCUACAAAAAGGCCGACCGCAACAGAACUUUUAAAACAUCCGUUUUUCAAAAAAGCCAAAGAUAAAAAAUAUUUGCAACAAACCUUAGUUGCGAUCGGCCCUAGCCUUGAAACUAGAGUGCAAAAGGCAUCGAAACGUCAACCUGGAACGUCGGGACGUUUACAUAGAACAGUUACUGGCGAAUGGGUCUGGUCGUCAGAAGAGGAAGAUAGCGGUGCAUCGAGUGGAGAUGAAGGCAAGGAGGCAUUACCUGUUAAUACAAUUGAAAAUGUAAGCAGUGAAGAGGAAGCUGGUGAUCAAGAUGACUUAGAUUGUCAAGUUAAAUCAGCAAUGAGUCGAGUUGCUAUACAGUCGGCUGAGCAAAAUAUUCCAAUUAAUUUAGUUCUCAGAUUACGCAAUCAAAAAAGAGAACUAAAUGACAUUAGAUUUGAAUUUGCUGUGGGUAUUGAUUCUGCUGAAGGCAUUGCAGCCGAACUAGUUGGAGCUGGUCUAGUCGACGGUAAAGACAUCGUUGUAAUCGCUGCAAAUUUGCAGAAACUUAUAGACAGCGCUGGACAAUUACGAACUGUAACAUUUUCCUUAAAUUCCGCUACCAAUGAAGUACCCGAUGAUAAAGCGUUAGUAGGGUUUGCUCAGAUUUCAAUAACAGACUAAAUUAUUUUUUUUCCUUCAUUAUUUUAUCAAGAUUAUAUUCUGAAUACUCAGGAUAACUUUGUUACUUGCUAACAAUCAUAGAGAAAUAAGAAACAGGUAUCAAAAAAAACUUUUAUUUUUAACUGAAGUUUUAAAUUUGGUAUUAAAAAUAUUAUCAGUCGAUUCAAGUGUUUCAGACAGAAAAUGAUAAUUAAAAAAAGACUACUAGUGCAGCCGUAAAUUCGUGAUUUGAAUAGAACGACAUUCUGAAUAAGAUAUUAAUAGAAAUAAUGAAAUAUCAUGGAAAUUUAAUUACACGGGGUAAAAAAAAUUUAGAGUUCAUAGUUACUAUUGUAACGUUUAAUAAUAAGAACUGCUCAGAGAUGUAUUUUACAUUACUAUCAGCGUUUUUAAAUGUGUUUGAACACAUUUUAGUAAUUACAAAAACAAAUUUUAUGAUAAUGAAUAGCAAAAAGGGCGAAAACUACUCAUAAAGAUACAUUAUCCUGCAUUUGUAAAAAAUAAUUGAAUUAAUAUUAACAAAUUCAAUACGAAAAAAUGAAUUUGUUACAUAUAUUUUAAGUUAAUUUAUGUAAAUAUUAGUCAUUGAUUAUUGGUAUUUCUUCGAAUAAUUUACAAUAAAUUAAUGAGAGUGAAAAAUAUAAUAGAUGAAUGAAAUAAAUUACGAAUAAACAUAUUGGUAUAAGUAAUGAACAGAAAGAUUGGUACAUAGAAAGUAAUUUAAUUAUUUAUUUGUACUACGUAAAAAAAACUAAUUUUAUUUUGAAUAAUUUGAAUUAUUUGAGAUAGCUGAAAUUUGUCGGUACAGAGGGAAAAGAAUCGGAAAAAUAUUUUUCACGCUUUAAUGCCUUAGAAUAUAGAAAAAAGAAUGUUAAAAUAAAUUAAAAAUAAAUUCUUUUGUACUUAAUGAAAAAAAAAUAGAAAUAUUGAAGAUAAGUAUAUUCAUAGCUUCAAAGCUUGUAGAAGUGAUUUGUCAGUCGAAAAUUUUUAUCUUUACAUUUGUCUUUUAUGUAUUUAAAAAAUAGCCUUUAGAUUCACUGGGCCUCUCAACAGACAUUUUGACUACAACUUUUUAAAAUUUCAAUUUAAAUAUGCAAAAAUGACCGCUAAUAUUGACUCUUGAAGCAACAAAAGUCAUAUAUAUGAUGUUUAUUUAUUGUUAAUAAUUGUUUUUCAUCAAUUAUAUAAGCUGAGAAUAAUCAUGAUAUAAUAGCAUUGAAUUUAUAUAAAAGUUAAUAUUAUUUGACCUAACAAAUCCCCCAUAUUUUGAGGUGAGUGGUGCUACUUUUGAUGAUUCGCCUCAUUUAAUUAAUUGUUUUUUAAAAUAUCAUUUUACAUAAAUUUCAAUGUCUAUAAAUCAUUGAAGUAAUCAUUUUAGUUCUUUAAAAUGAAAAUUAUUAUCAAAUAUAUGUAUAAAAAGCAACGAGAUUUAUAUUUGAAAUUGUCAAUGAAAUAGUUAUUCAAUUAAGAUUAAAACAGUAAAUUAAUUGCACGCUUAAUUACUGUCAAUAUUAUAAAUCAUUACAAAAGUAAAGAUUUCAACAAUAUUUAUAAUAUGUAGGAUAGAAAUAAAAGAGAAUUAAGUAAUAAUUGAAUGGCACUAAUUUUAGUAUUGAAAAUCGGAAUAGAGAUGAGAAAAAAAUUUAUAAACAAAAUAAGCAUUCAUUUUCAAUUAACUAAUGAAGGUCGUUGCGAUAAUGUGAUGUGCCUUAGACCACUAUGAAACAACAAAAUAAUUUUGAUUUUUAAUCUGGUCAUUCUUUAAUAAAUGUAAUUGGAGACUUAUGUCAUUACGGUGGAAAUUCGUAUAAUGCAUUCAUUUAUUAUUAUAAUAUUAUAUUGCUGUCGUGCCAAAUUAAUUAACAUUGUGUAAAACUAUACAAAAAUUGUAUUGGAUAAAAAGAUAAAAAUAUGAUUAAAUAAUUAUUUAUUAAUAUCUAUUAAAUUCUAACUAUUUCAAUGCGCAGCGAUUAUUAUCAUGUACACUUGAACAAAGGAAAAUAUAAUUGUCCAGUGGUACUUAA